This is a messenger RNA of Drosophila ficusphila, 1705 nucleotides long. RefSeq names its product kynurenine 3-monooxygenase (gene cn). The record is from RefSeq and is a predicted model, not a curated record. NCBI's taxonomy places the organism in Eukaryota, Metazoa, Arthropoda, Insecta, Diptera, Drosophilidae. Gene Ontology annotation, cellular component: mitochondrial outer membrane. Gene Ontology annotation, molecular function: kynurenine 3-monooxygenase activity; NAD(P)H oxidase H2O2-forming activity; FAD binding. Gene Ontology annotation, biological process: quinolinate biosynthetic process; NAD+ metabolic process; L-tryptophan catabolic process. The transcript has 3 exons. The coding region runs from base 154 to 1545 and encodes 463 amino acids.
UUGUUGGCUUCCCGCCGCAACAUCAAAUAACCACAGAUAGCAUUUACUGCCCAUCCGACAUAAUCUGUGGGUUAAACAUUUCCCCCAGCCAGUUGACUGGCUUCCACCUCACUUUCAUCUUUAUUUUGCUGGCGACGUCCCACUUGAACGGUCAUGAGGCAAGGAAUCAUUAGCCAGGAGGUAAACGGUCGUCUGGAGGCAUCGGGAGCUGCGCGGGAGGAAGGACGGCGGCGCAGGGUGGCGGUAAUCGGAGCGGGUCCGGUCGGUUCCUUGGCGGCCCUGAACUUCGCCCGCAUGGGCAACCACGUGGAUCUGUACGAAUACCGGGAGGACAUUCGCCAAGCUCUGGUCGUCCAGGGCCGGAGUAUUAACUUGGCUUUGUCGCAGCGCGGACGCAAGGCUCUGGCCGCCGUGGGUCUGGAGGAGAGGGUCCUGGCCACCGCCAUUCCCAUGAGGGGUAGAAUGCUGCACGACGUGAAGGGCAACACCAGUGUGGUCCUCUACGAUCCGUGCACCAACCAAUGUCUGUACUCCGUGGGACGCCGUCAGCUGAACGAAGUUCUUUUGGAUGCCUGCGACAAGUUGCCCAACAUCCGUUGCCACUUCGAGCACAAAUUGACAAGCGCCAAUCUCCGAGAGGGAUCCUUGGAGUUCCGGGGUCCCAUGGAGGAGGUCCUGGCUGCCAGUGCUGAUCUUAUAGUGGGCUGUGACGGGGCUUUCAGUAGUGUUCGCCAGCAAUUGGUGCGUUUGCCAGGCUUUAAUUACUCCCAGGAGUACAUCGAAACAGGAUAUCUUGAGCUGUGUAUUCCCUCGAAAUCGGGAGACUUUCAGAUGCCCGCCAAUUACCUGCACAUUUGGCCGCGUAACUCGUUCAUGAUGAUCGCUCUGCCGAAUCAGGAUAAGUCCUUCACAGUCACUCUCUCGAUGCCCUUUGAGGUCUUUGCCAAAAUCAGGAACCAGAAUGAUCUGCUAGAUUUCUUCAAGCUCAACUUCCGCGAUGCGCUGCCGCUUAUUGGAGAGCAGCAGCUGAUAAAGGACUUCUUCAAAACCCGACCACAGCACUUGGUGUCCAUCAAGUGCAGGCCGUAUCACUAUGCGGACAAGGCGCUGAUCCUGGGAGACGCUGCCCAUGCCAUGGUUCCGUAUUAUGGCCAGGGAAUGAAUGCCGGAAUGGAGGAUGUCACGCUGCUCACGGGGAUCCUGGCCAAGCAGCUGCCAUUGGACGAGGCCUUGGCCCAGUUUACAGAGUCCCGCUGGCAGGACGCCUUUGCCAUUUGCGACCUGGCCAUGUACAACUAUGUAGAGAUGCGUGACUUGACCAAACGCUGGUCCUUCCGGCUUCGAAAGUGGCUGGACACCCUGCUGUUUCGUUGGUUCCCCGGCUGGAUUCCGCUCUAUAAUAGCGUAUCCUUUUCCAGCAUGCCUUAUAGCAAGUGCAUUGCCAACAGGAAGUGGCAGGAUCAGCUGCUGAAACGUGUUUCCGGCGCCACCCUACUGGCUGCAAUUCUCACCGGCGGAGCUAUUUAUGCACAGCGUUUUCUUUAAAUAAUAUUAAUUACAUUUAGGAAAUUUAUUUAAAAGUAUAAUCAGUAGAUGUUUCUUUUAUACAUGAUUAUCUUGAGUCUUCACUAAAUAUUAUAAAAUUUUACAUUUAACCCGAAAGUUUUAUGGAUCAUCAGUUAAAUAAAGCCAAAACAAAAAUGAA